Heterobasidion irregulare TC 32-1 is the source of this 1474-nucleotide messenger RNA. RefSeq lists its product as uncharacterized. NCBI's taxonomy places the organism in Eukaryota, Fungi, Basidiomycota, Agaricomycetes, Russulales, Bondarzewiaceae. Gene Ontology annotation, biological process: NAD-cap decapping; nuclear-transcribed mRNA catabolic process. The record is from RefSeq and is a predicted model, not a curated record. Gene Ontology annotation, molecular function: mRNA 5'-diphosphatase activity. Gene Ontology annotation, cellular component: nucleus; cytosol. Bases 1 to 1386 code for a protein of 461 amino acids. The transcript is spliced from 6 exons.
AUGCCUGCUAAACGCCGGAUCUCUAACGUCGCAGCGGACGGUCCCGAGAACGACUCUGUCCAGCGGACAAAAUCGCGCAUCUCCUCUCCCGCGCCCUCCCUCCCUUCGACACCAGCGGUAUCACAGAGCCUCCCCUACCCAUCCACCUCCCAGCCUGCUGCCCGCACCGUCCCCUUCCAGCAGCCGCUCCCCCUGCUCACGUUCUCCUACACCCCCGCGCACGAGCUUGAGUUCACCGACUCCGGCAUGCGCUACUACCGCGAUCCGCCGCGCGGCGCGGAUCUCGGGAACGCGUACGAGCGGUGGGUGCGGCGCGGCGAGGAGAAGGGCCGGAUCGACUCGCUGCUGAGGGCGUACGCGAAGGUGCGUAGGGAGAACACCGCGGGGAUGGCGGGCGUCGACGUGGGCGUCGUCAGCUGGCGCGGGGUCAUGACGAAGAUAUUGACGGCGCCGUAUGAGGAGCGGGACGGGUGGGAGUUGAACGUCAUGCUCGUGGAUGGCGUGCUAUACUUGGAAGAACAUGUGAGCGAUGCACGAUUGCAAGAAAAGAACGACAUGCCUGCCAACCAACGGCGGCAGAUGUACUACGGGUACGCGUUCGAGUCGUGGUGCACUGCAUCCAGCCCAUCGUCUCCUCCCGGAUGGGGCGGAGACGUCGACACCAACGUCCAAUGGUGCAGCGUCGUGAAGACAAAGAUCGGCAGCACGAGGUUGGUGAUCGGGGGUGAAGUCGACUGCGUGCGAGAUCGCGCUUGCGUUCGCUCAUCCGAUGCAGGCGGGUACAGCGGCAAGAACGACACGAUGGUCGAGCUCAAGACGUCCAUGAACAUUCGCGGAGCGCAGGACGAAGCGCGGUUCGAAAAGAAACUGCUCAAGUUCUACUUCCAAUCGUUUCUUCUGGGCGUGCCGGAAAUCGUCGUCGGGUUCCGUACGCCCAAGGGCCAGGUGACCACGGUGCAGUCGUUCAAGACAAUGCAACUGCCCCGGAUGAUCCGCGGCAAACCGGGCGCCUGGGACGCACAGGUGUGCCUCCAAUGGGGGGACGAGUUCCUGUCUUGGGUCCGAGGAAGUGCGGGCGCGCGUCCCGGAGGCGAUGCUGAAACUGCCGGGAGCGCGCGCGCGCGUGUGUGGCGCGUGAGGUUCACGCCCCGAACGGGCGUUGACAUGGCGUUACUGGACAGGGCCGGGGUGGAGGAAGUGGAAGCGGGCGAGGACAGGGUCGGGUUCCUCCCGGGAUGGUACUGGGAGGAGCUGUUGGAGAAUAGAGCGGCCGGGGCCAGGCGCGCAGAACGGGUGCGCGAGGGGCCGGUGGGGGCGGGGAAUGGAGGAGUGACGCACGGGGCAGGGACGUCAUCGAGCGCUGUUCGGUCUGGCUGGUGCAUAUGAUGUCGGUGUGUAAUUACGGGGUGUGGGAGACGCGGUGUGUGUGCGUGUGUGCUGUUUCGAGGCAUGCGCGUGCGAUGCUCAUGGACGA